CACAAACCAACAAACAACAUGUGAGAGAUCGCCGUCACCGUGCGUGUGCGGUGGCCCUUAUACAAGAUGCGCCAUAGAAGGGAGAACUUGAAGAUGCAAUUUGACGCAUCUGAGUUACUGUUUUAUUUUGAUCGCUGCAAGGCACACCCAGAGCAAAUGCCGUUUUUUUGCUGGCUAAUAAUCCAAAAUUUGGCCGUUGAUCAUCCGAGUGGUAAUGUGCCGGUCACGUGACUUUGUUGUUCCUCCGCCAUCUUGUCGAAGCUCCACUUCCUGUAACGAAUAUUUCCACAAGUAAACGUUGAAAUACCGGAUCAUUACAGUGUUUAUCAGCUUGUAUGGCUUGAUGGUGAACUUAAAUCCCACCCUAAGUUGGUCACCAUCGUGGCAGGCCAGCUUUAACUCACUCAAUAUGGACUAAUCAAGGCAGUUGAGCUGAAGCCAUGAAAACCUUUGCAUCUGUGGGUGUGAACUUUAUAAGAAGAGGAAGAGUUAAUUUUCUGUCCAGAACAGUUUGGACCAUUUAUAGAGCUCCGCAGUAUGUCCAUAAAGCUGGUGUCAAGCGGUAGUUACAAUGUACGAGCGUCAGAAAUGGCCCACAAUCAAGAUCGUCAGCCCAAAACUGUUAAUUGUGUUGUCCACUUCCUUGAUGAGACAGAUGAGACAUUUGAAGUUGAUAAGCGGUCCAAGGCACAGCAGCUAUUGGACAAAGUGUUUGACCAUCUGGAGCUGGUAGAGAAGGACUACUUUGGCCUGCAGUUUAUAGACAUGGCCCCCGGAGAGGAUGGCAUGCGUUGGCUUGAUCCCUUGAAGACAAUCAAGAAACAGUGUAGAGGUCCCCCUUAUGAGUUCUUCUUUCGUGUCAAGUUUUAUGUGUCAGACCCAAGCAAACUUGCUGAAGAAUACACACGAUACCACUUCUUCCUGCAAGUUCGCCAGGACAUGCUAUCUGGGAAACUGGUGUGUUCUGAACAUCAGGCAGCCGCCCUUGCCAGUUACGCUGUACAGUCUGAACUUGGUGACUUCAAUCCUGAUGAACACAAAGAUGGUUAUCUCAAUGGCUUUAUGUUUGUCCCCAACCAGACAAGAGAAUUUGAACAACAAGUGGCAGAAAAACACAGGCAGCAUCGGGGUCAAACACCGGCUGACGCUGAAUUUAACUUCCUGGAGAGGGCAAAGCGACUGGAGAUGUAUGGUGUAGAUUUGCACAAUGCACGGCUGAUGCUGCCAGAGGAGGAGAAAAAGGUGAUGACUAAAACCAGUUGUCAAUUCAGAUUUGGUUUUUCCCCACUAUGCUAUUUUUGGUCACUCUCUCUCUGCCUAGUUCAUAUCUUUUUCUUCUUUUAAAAAAGUAUUUAAGGAAAUACUGUUAGGACUUCUUAAUUUAACUAAAAGUGCUUUAUUAAAAAAGACAUGGAUGUGUUUCCUGCAGGAAUGCUUGUUGAAAACUAGAAGUAUAGUGUAUUGUAGGGUGCUGAUGGAUAUUCUGUGAGUGAAUGUGCUGAACAUUCUUAAGCAACUAUUUUAGCCAUUAGGAUAAUAUGCACAUUUUUUCUUAUUUUGCUCUGUCUGAUUUUUUUUUAUAGUGAUGUCCUUUUUU
Messenger RNA from Pomacea canaliculata, 1597 nucleotides. RefSeq names its product tyrosine-protein phosphatase non-receptor type 4-like. The transcript has 10 exons. Gene Ontology annotation, molecular function: cytoskeletal protein binding. The coding region runs from base 538 to 1344 and encodes 268 amino acids. The record is from RefSeq and is a predicted model, not a curated record. Gene Ontology annotation, cellular component: cytoskeleton. NCBI's taxonomy places the organism in Eukaryota, Metazoa, Mollusca, Gastropoda, Architaenioglossa, Ampullariidae.